AUCUCCUGAAAGUCACCAACCUGAGGAUGAACUUGACUAAAUUGCACACUCUGGGAGACAACCUCUUGGAUUCACGCCGGGAAGUCAAGGAGAAAUACUACUAUGCGGUGUAUGAGAUGGUGCUGCGGGGCAACUGCUUCUGCUAUGGGCAUGCCUCGGAAUGUGCCCCUCUCGCUGGCAAUCCUGCUGAUGAUGUGGAAGGCAUGGUCCACGGUCGCUGUGUCUGCAAGCACAACACCAAAGGGCUGAACUGUGAGCUGUGCAACGACUUCUACCAUGACCUGCCCUGGCGCCCAGCUGAGGGACGCCGCACAAAUGCCUGCAAGACCUGCGAUUGUGAUCCACGUGGGAUUGAGAAGCCGCAAUGUCACCGGACUACUGGGCAUUGCUCCUGCCGCCCGGGGGUGUCUGGCGUGCGCUGUGACCAGUGCUCCCGUGGUUUUGCUGGCGAUUUCCCUGCCUGCCAGCCCUGCCACCAAUGUUUUGGAGACUGGGAUCGCAUUGUGCAAGAUCUGGCUGCCCACACUCGCAACCUGAUGCAGAGGGCUCAACAGCUCCACCAAACGGGGCUUGCUGGCGCUUUCGAGGGUCCCUUCCGUCGGCUGCAGGACAAACUGAGUGCCAUCCAGGCUGUGGUCAGCGCUCGCAAUGCCACCGCCACUGCGAUUGCUCACCUCUUGCAUAAUAUGGAUGAUAUACGGCAGGAGAUAGCUGAUAUAACAGAAACACUGACCCAGCUGGAGGGAUUGCUGACAGCCACCCAGGACAAGAAUUUUAAUGCCAACCACGGGCUGGGCAUCCUGGAGCGUGGAGUUCGGAGCCUCAAUCUCAGCCUAGCAGACCUGAAACACCAGCUUAACAUUCUCAUAAACACCAACGUGUUGGGGGUCUAUGACAGCGUCCGCCAGUCCUUUGUGCAGUCACGCGAAGCAGAGCACCAGGCAAAUGCCUCGACCUUGGCUGUGCCCAGCCCCGUCAGCCAAUCAGCUGCUACCAGGCGUCGCACAGAACACCUGAUGAUGUCCCGAAGGGAAGCUUUCAAUCGGCAGAAUGCCGCCAACCGCCGAGGGCUGGUGGACCUCUCGACGCGCACCCGAGGGCUCAGCCUGGAUCUGAUUAAUGAGAAGGUCUGUGGGGCCCAGGGAGACACUCCCUGUGCCAUCGAUUCCUGUGGAGGGGCCGGUUGCUAUGACGAAGAUGGCAGACGUCACUGUGGAGGCCUCCACUGCAACGGGGCCGUGGCCACCGCUGACAACGCUCUGGACCGAGCCCGGCAUGUCGAAGAGGAGCUGCACAACGCCGUCUCUGAAGUGGAAAGUCUGCUGCAUCAGGUCUCCAAUGCGAAGGCCCGUGCAGCUGAAGCAAAGCAGAGGGCACAGGCAGCUUUGGAUCACGCCAAUGCCACCAAAGCUCGGAUGGAGCACUCAAACAAGGAGCUGAGAGACCUUAUCCAGCAAGUCAAAGAAUUCCUUAAUCUCGAGGGGGCAGAUCCUGACAGCAUUGCACUGGUGGCUUCCCGUGUGCUGGAGCUCUCCAUCCCAGCAUCCCCCGUGCAGAUCCAACACCUUGCCGAGGAGAUCAAGGAGCGGGUCAGCAGCCUGGCCAAUGUGGAUGCCAUCCUGGAUCAAACAGCAGGGGAUGUCCGCAUCGCAGGGCAGUUACUGCAGGAUGCACGCCGGGCCAACGCUCGGGCAGAGAGUGUUAAAAACACAGCUGAAGCAGUGAAAAGGGCUCUGGAUGAUGCGAAACGGGCACAAAAUGCUGCCGAAAAAGCCAUCAACUCUGCAGACAAUGAUAUUCAACACACCAACACAGUUGUUAACGAGAUUAAUAGGAAGACUGCAAAUGCUGAGGUUGAGUUGGCUGCAGCCAAGAAGCGGGUGGGCCAUCUUGACCGGCAGGUGGACGUUCUCAAAAUGAAGCGGGCCAGCAACAUCUUGCAAGCGACCCGAGCAGAAGAGACAGCUAGUGCUGCCAAGAACCGAGCUAAGGAAGCUGAACAGGUACUGGAGGGACCGCUGGGGGAUCGAUAUCGCACCAUGCAGGAGUUAGUGGAACGAAAAGCCCAGCAUGUAGUGGGGGCCCGAAAGAAAGCAGAGCACCUGCGAGAUGAGGCCAAAGGACUUCUGCGCGAUGCUCACGAAAAACUACGGCGGCUGAGCAAGCUGGAAGAAACCUAUGAAGAAAAUGAGAAGCUGCUACAAGAAAAGGCAGCCCAGCUGGAUGGGCUGGAAGCCAAGAUGAGAAGCAUCUUAAGAGACAUCAAUGAGCAAAUCCAAAUCUACAACACUUGCCAAUGAUUCCCCAUCAGGUGCUCCCACUUACUACCCCUGUCCAUGUGCUUAAAGCAGCAACGCUUUUCAGCUUAGCAUGGCCCAGCUCCAAGUACUACACGGAGCACUGAUUCUUACGGCCAUUCCUUCUCAGCAUCUCUCGAUAUAUCGCCAUCACCCUGCUCACAACCUCUAUUGCAGUGUUUCUCAACCUUGGCAACUUGAAGA
Messenger RNA from Thamnophis sirtalis, 2501 nucleotides. NCBI's taxonomy places the organism in Eukaryota, Metazoa, Chordata, Lepidosauria, Squamata, Natricidae. The record is from RefSeq and is a predicted model, not a curated record.